AUGAUUGAAGUACUCCAUCAGCAGCACGAACAGAAGUGGUGGAAAGAGGCGGUGGUGUAUCAGAUCUACCCAGCCAGCUUCAAAGACAGCAAUGGCGACGGGGUCGGUGACAUCCCCGGCAUCAUGUCCAAGCUGGACUAUAUCCGCGACCUGGGAGUCGACGUGAUCUGGGUGUGCCCACACUACAAGAGUCCCCAGGUCGACAUGGGCUACGACAUCCAAGACUAUGAAGACAUCCACGACAAGUAUGGCACGCUCGAGCAGACGGAACAGCUGAUCAAGGCCGUGCACGACCGGGGCAUGCGGAUCAUCUUCGACUUGGUCAUCAACCACACCUCGAGUCUCCAUGCCUGGUUUCAAGAGUCCCGGUCCUCCAAGACAAACCCUAAAAGGGACUGGUACAUCUGGCGUCCCGCCAAGUACGAUGUCAACGGCAAGCGGUGCCGUCCGAACAACUGGCGGAGCAAUUUCUCGAAACCUGCCUGGACCUGGGACGAGACCAGUCAGGAAUAUUAUCUGCACCUGUACGCGCCCGAGCAACCAGACCUCAACUGGGAGAAUAAGGAGUGCAGACAGGCGAUUUACCGGAGUGCCAUCAAGUUCUGGCUGGACAAAGGCAUUGACGGGUUCCGCAUCGACACGGUCAAUCUCUACUCCAAACACCCAGGGCUGCCCGACGCUCCCGUGGUCUAUCCCGAGAGUGAAUCGCAGCCGGCUAUGAUGUACUACGCUAACGGGCCGCGGAUGCGAGAGUACCUGUGCGAGAUCAACGACAUACUCGCCAACUACGACACCAUGACGGUCGGUGAACUGCCAUACACGCCAAACGAAGCGGACGUCAUGGCGUAUAUCUCGGCACGCAACAAGCAGCUGAACAUGGUCUUCAACUUCGACGUGGUCGACCUGGGCCAGACUCCGGGGGCGCGCUUCAUCCCGCGGCCUUUUACCACCACCGACUUCAAACGCGAGCUCUUCAAAUGGCAAUCUGUAAUCGAAAACACCGACGCCUGGACGACUGUGUUCCUGGAGAACCACGACCAGGGCCGCUCCGUGUCACGCUUUACCUCCGAUCUGCCCGAGUACCGGGUGCGUGCGGCCCAGAUGCUGGCCGUCGUCCUGGCCACGCUGACGGGGACGUUGUUCAUCUACCAGGGACAGGAGAUUGGGAUGAUCAAUGCCCCACGGUCAUGGUCGGCCGAGGAGUACAAGUGCAUCAAGUCGGUGUCGCACCUGAGCGAGGUCCGGGAGAAGUCACCGGGAGAUCCCAAGGCGCUCUCUGAAGCGCUGGACAUUUUGCAGAAGGUGGCGCGCGACCACGCCCGCGUGCCCAUGCAAUGGGAAGGCCGAGGCACAAGAAACGCUGGGUUCUGCCCCGACGAGGUCAAGCCGUGGAUGAGCGUGCUAGAGUCCCACGAGACCAUCAACGUGGCGGACCAAGAGGGUCACAAGGGAAGUGUGCUGGAGUUCUGGAAACAAAUGGUGCGGCUGAGGAAGACACACAAGGACGUCUUUGUGUACGGCAAGUUCCGCGAAGUUGAGACUGGCGCGCCAGCAGAUGAAGAUCUGAUCGUUUUCGUCAAGGAAGGACACGAUGGGACAAAGGCCGUGACCGUGGCCAACAUGUCCACGAAAGAAAAGGAAUGGACUUCUUCUUCGGCGUCCGUGUUGGAGGGUGGUCGAGAGUUCAGCCUCGCCGUUACGAAUGUCGAUGAGGGAAGCCUCACGGAGAAUCGCUUGCAACCGUUUGAGGCAAGAGUAUACCUUUCGGCAUCAUAG
This is a messenger RNA of Fonsecaea erecta, 1776 nucleotides long. RefSeq lists its product as hypothetical. The coding region runs from base 1 to 1776 and encodes 591 amino acids. Gene Ontology annotation, biological process: oligosaccharide catabolic process. NCBI's taxonomy places the organism in Eukaryota, Fungi, Ascomycota, Eurotiomycetes, Chaetothyriales, Herpotrichiellaceae. Gene Ontology annotation, molecular function: alpha-amylase activity. The record is from RefSeq and is a predicted model, not a curated record. The transcript has a single exon.